UUUCCGCAGGGAUUUUCCCAUCUUUUAUACAAACCUUGGAAGUGUAAAUACAGUAAAAACAUCGCAUUAAUUCCUAACAAAUCAAAAUGCGGCAGUUUUUGUAAUAUUCUGUUAAAAAUUUUAAACACCAACGAGUCAAAAAAAGUAGGAAGCGCAGAUAUGUCCUGUUGUAUCCAAAGCUGCCCCGGACAUACCGGGUUGAUCUCCUUUCCAAAGGAUGCACGCUUUCGGAAACGUUGGCUGCAAGCUGUCAAGAUCGGCAAUGGAUGUACGGAAUGGAAAGAGGCCGAUGGUGAACUAAUUUGCUCUACGCAUUUUGCCGACCAAAACGAUCUGCAGUAUCAGGAACCCACAGAAUUUAUUAAUAACCGAGGUCAGCACGUAUCGCUUGCAAGCUGCCGUUUGUGUUUAAGGUUCGGACUGGAGUCGCAGAUGUUUCCUCUAAAAGGACAGCUGGCCGGACAGAAUUUGAAGUCUGUCAUUCUCAACACACUACGGAUUGUUGUUAAAAAGAUGGAUUUCUUACGACACAUUUGUAGGCCAUGUCUCAUUAAGCUAGAUAUGAUUCGAACGAUACAAAAUACUUUUCUGCUCAGAGAUGCUCAGUAUCAAUGUCUACAGCAGGUGAAACCGAGUCUGCAACGCAAUCCAGAUGUGAUUGAGGAGGUUAUCGAAGAAAUUAUCAUUGAGUUUAGCGAAGGGCAGAUGCAACUUGUUCAAAUUCUCGGGGAGGAAAAUGGUGAGCGUUCCGGUUACGAGGUGAAACUAGAUCAGUCUCAAAAUGUCACAGAAAACGUAGAAGGAGAAGCUCUUUCGUUGCCACAUUUAGAAAAUUCAGGUUCUAAAUCAAACGCAGAACAAACUCAAUAUCAGGAAGACAUAAAAGAGGACGAUUUGCCUUUGCCAUCUACAGAAAAUUCGAAAUGUGAAUUGAAUGCAGACGAACCACAAAAUCAUAAAGAAAGUGAUAAAGAGGACAUAUUUCCGUUGCAACCUACCGAGAAUCCAAGUUUUGACAUGAUACCAGACAAAUUUGAUGACACGGAAAGCGAAACGGAAGCAUUACCACUUCCCAAAAUACAAUAUUGGCGCAAGGCGAAAAAAGAACAGAAAGCAGAAACAAUCUACGGCAUCACCUCUAGGUCGUGCUAUAUUUGCCCCAACAAAAUACAGUUAGAAAACGCCGAUGAGCUGAUGGGUCAUCUAAUUGAGACACACGCUGGACAGGACAGGUAUGCUUGCGAGCAAUGCGAAGGUCUUACGUUUCCGUGGGUUGAAAUGUACAAUCGGCAUCUCGCUAUGCAUGACCCUACUGAACGCAGCUUCAAGUGCAGCUUUUGCGCAAUCCGAUACCGCACGAAACUAGCUGCCAACAAACACGAAAAUACCGUUCACGGGGCGAAUAACAAACUGCCGAAAGCAAACAAACGUUACCCUUACUCACAGGGACAGUGCGAGGUGUGCGGGAAACUCUUCGCUUCGGCCAAAGAAACACUGCUACAUCGGGCGGCCAAGCAUGAAAAUGGGUAUGCAGCGCAGUGCAAAAUAUGUCACAAAACAUUCGAGAGGAGAAAGAACCUGGUGUCACACGUGCUAACGCACACCGGUGAAUUGCCCUAUAAAUGUCCCAUUUGCGAUGAGCGGUUUCGUGUCGUCACGGAUCGAAAGAAACACGUUUUGUCCGUUCACGAAGGUAAAGAGCCAUACGAAUGUAGAAGGUGUCAGCUUACGUUCAAACACAAACAAGAAUUCCAACGCCAUCGAAAUACGGUUCACGCAACGCCGGCUGCACGUAGACGGAUUUAUCGAUGUCUUCUCUGUCCAGAGGAAACUUACGUUGCAAAUAUGCUGGAAGUGCACGUUAACAAUGUUCACUCGGAGCAAGAGUACCCGUACGUGACGUGUCCGUUGUGUCCGGAAAAAUUCUUUUCCGAUUUACAGCAACAGACCCACCAUCACUACCGACACACUGAUAAACGUCCAGUGAAAGAAUUCAAGUGUGAGCUGUGCAAUCGCAGCGGCAUGAAGAAAUCGACUUUUAUAGUACACAUGGCGCAGAAACAUGGGGCGGAGAAAAAACACGUUUGCUUAAUCUGCGGCAAGAAGUAUGCCCUGCGCCAUAGCCUUUGGCUUCACGAGAAAACGCAUCACAAGAAGACGGAGGCUAGUUUCGAAUGUGAUUUUUGUGAUGAACGGUUCGAGUCGAAAAGCGAUAUGGUCGAUCACUGGAGAAAAACUCACGCUUAAAGGUUGAUAAUAAAUCUAGGUAUUGAGUAAUUUGUUUUGUUGUACAUGAAGAAAACAUACCGAUUUCCAUGUUACCUUUGAACCAUUAGAUUAGAUUUUUAAAAUACAACUUGAAGCUUAACCACCAAUUCACUGCGUCAUCAAAAUAAAAAUAAGAUGUACUCUU
This is a messenger RNA of Topomyia yanbarensis, 2413 nucleotides long. Its product is annotated as zinc finger protein 182-like. Gene Ontology annotation, molecular function: DNA-binding transcription factor activity, RNA polymerase II-specific; RNA polymerase II cis-regulatory region sequence-specific DNA binding. Lineage: Eukaryota; Metazoa; Arthropoda; Insecta; Diptera; Culicidae. Bases 160 to 2247 code for a protein of 695 amino acids. The transcript has 2 exons. The record is from RefSeq and is a predicted model, not a curated record. Gene Ontology annotation, biological process: regulation of DNA-templated transcription.